Drosophila mauritiana is the source of this 710-nucleotide messenger RNA. RefSeq names its product venom serine protease inhibitor. The record is from RefSeq and is a predicted model, not a curated record. Lineage: Eukaryota; Metazoa; Arthropoda; Insecta; Diptera; Drosophilidae. The transcript is spliced from 2 exons. Bases 329 to 607 code for a protein of 92 amino acids.
CACGCGCUGUUUUUAUAUUACGUAUAAGUUCAACAAAUUAUAUGUAAAAUCAAUAAUCUACAUCUUAGACCAACAAAAUAAGUGGUAAACUUCGAGCGAGGGAAGUCCAGGAUGUAGGAGUUGGAUGCCCUAUUGGUGUUUAUAAUUUUAUGUAAAAGUAACCUAUGUAUAAAUACGUGAAGUUUCCUACGAUUCUGAAAUUCCGUCAUACGCCAAUGUUCAGAUUCGCCGUAUACCCUUACUGCCCACUCCGCACAGUGGGUAUAAAAGCGCGGUAGCAGUGAGCUCAUCGAUUUAGUUUAGUUUGGAUGCUCCGCAAGUCUCGACGAUGCUUCGCUCAAACUAUCUUUUGCUGAUCAGCGGUUGCUGCCUGGUUUUCGCUGUCUCAGCGCAGAUUCCCAUCACGCCCCGGAGUUGCCCGGCGAACGAGACUUUCCUGGCCUGUGGUCCCGAUUGCCAAACGGAGUGCGCCACGCUGGGAAAGCCCUGUCUGGUCAGGCACAUCCGAUGCCCAGAUGGAUGCUACUGCAACAAGGGCUUCGCGAGGAACGCCGCGGGCACGUGCAUCCCCCUUCGGCGGUGCAGCACAGGCGGCUACGGAAACUGAAUUAACUGAGCAUGGAAUACGGUCUUAUUAGAAGCAGCUCAAACACUGAAAACGGCAAGACAAUAAAGUUCACUGGCAUUGUGUAAUAAUAAUGCAAUGAUAA